ACGACGUUCUAUCAAGAAAUAAAACUUCAAGGAACUUUAUCGUCCUCAAAUUUUUAUCUUUCCAUGGUUGCUGGUUAUCCAACAUGGACAAUAACAGAAGAAAGGUGACAAAGCUUCAAAGAGUUCAAAGAAGUUUGUCCCCAACUGAAUGUGUUGGUAAAAGACAUGAAGCGCUCAUGCUGGGCAGAGUGUCACCGAAAGCAGAUGAGAUGAGCGACUCCCCAGGUCAUGCCGGCUUUGGCACACUGAGUCUCAACACCCCUCAGAAGAAAGCAGAGGCAACCCCUGAUGCCGUUGCCUCUCAAAGCAAAGCUGGGUUAAGGAAGCGCACCAGGAAGUACUUUGAAACAUUCACGCCCCAGAACACCUAUCAGCAGGAUUCUCCACAAAGUAGAGUAUUUUCUCCUCCUUCAAACGUUUUCAUCAAGAAAAAGGACAAGACAGCAGAGGAAGGCUUGAAGGCAGUUUACAAGACAGCAAUAUCUGCAGCUCUGGCCGGAAGGGGAUUGAUGAGCAAGCUUCCUAAAAUCAGCAGCCACUUGUCUCUGCCCUCUUCAACAAGCCCUGAUGCGAAGACUGAAGAACACAGCCAGGCUCGUGCUGUUGGCCAAAAAGAUGACGCAAUACCACAAGUGGGUAAAAGGGGCGUAAAAGAUUGUCUCUACUACCAAGGCGACGUAUUUGCAUCAGAGUCUGAACCUCAAAAUCAGGAUGUGAAAUCUUUGAUGCCUCCUCUUGAGUAUAUUCCAGAUUCCUUGUCUUACCACCGUGCGGCUCCUCGGGAUGACGACUCUGACGGCUGGAAUUGCCUGAGCCCGCCAAAGAAUUUCAGCUUUAAUGCUCCAUCUCCCAUGUCAUCCCCGGGUGAAUGCUGUGAUGACUUUAGUUGGAAUGAUUUUGAUUCAUACAAACAGCAAAAAUACAGAAGCCCUUGUUCUGCCGAAGUGGGUCGCAAAAUUCUAAUCCCCCAGACCGUUCAUUUCUCCGACCCUUUUGCUCUGCCUCUACAUACAGACAGUAGCCAAAGUACCUCAUCAGCCACACGCCGACAGUCAUACGCCGGCUCGUCCGUCCAUUCCCCCCGUUACACAUUUCAGCAUGAUGUCGUAUCUAAGCCGAGACUGUCCAUGGGUGAAGCUCCGCCCCCUUGGUCAAGUUACCCCCACAGCUCCGGUGGCUUCAUCGACACGCACUGCCAUCUUGACAUGCUCUACGCAAAACUGCGCUUCCGCGGCUCCUUCGGUCGUUUCCGACGUGACUACCGCAGCAGCUUUCCGACAGAGUUUCAAGGCUGCAUUACGGACUUCUGCAACCCACAGCUCAUGUACAAGGAAGCCCUAUGGGAGGGGCUUCUGUCUGAAGACAUGGUCUGGGGGGCUUUUGGGUGCCACCCACACUUUGCUCAUCAGUACUCCCGUGUCCAUGAACACAGCAUACUCAACGCCAUGAGGCAUCCAAAAGCCGUGGCGUUUGGCGAGAUGGGUUUAGACUACUCCCAUAAAAACUCCACACGUGUCGCAGAGCAAAAAGAGGUGUUUGAGCGGCAGCUGCGACUGGCUGUCACCAUGAACAAGCCUCUGCUGGUCCACUGCAGGAAUGCGGAUGAAGACCUGAUGGACAUCUUGAAAAAUUGCGUCCCCAGAGAUUACAAAAUUCACAGGCACUGUUUUACAGACAGCUACCGGGUGAUCGAACCCUUCCUGGAAGCGUUCCCCAACCUGUACGUGGGCUUCACAGCUGUGAUCACCUAUUCCAGUGCCAACGCAGCUCGAGAUGCUGCCCGCAAAGUCCCUCUCGACCGCAUUUUGCUGGAGACAGAUGCACCGUAUUUCUUGCCAAGACGGGUGAAGAAAAAUCUCUGCCAAUUUUCCCAUCCCGGACUGGGCAUCCACACACUGCAGGAACUGAGUCUGCUCAAGGGGGUAGACAUGCCCACCCUGCUCAAAACCAUCCGAAACAACACCACUCAGCUCUACGGCAUCUGAGUGCCGAAGGUCAAGGUGUUGAAUGUUAGAAAAGUCAGCUUUGCUGGAGCUGGUUUCUUUGUGGCUCCUCAUCGAUAAAUGUAUUGAAUAUUUACAUGUGCAGUGCAGUGUAAUUUAGUAGGUGAGAUUCUGAUAUUGUUCUGAUUUUAUUGGUUUAAUAUAUCUUAUGUAGUCUGUUUUUGGUGGUUUGAAAGCUUGGCAAAUAAAUGAAAUACAGUUCAA
Messenger RNA from Syngnathus acus (greater pipefish), 2207 nucleotides. It is a transcript of the gene tatdn2, whose product is annotated as TatD DNase domain containing 2. The transcript has 7 exons. The record is from RefSeq and is a predicted model, not a curated record. Bases 84 to 1985 code for a protein of 633 amino acids. Lineage: Eukaryota; Metazoa; Chordata; Actinopteri; Syngnathiformes; Syngnathidae. Gene Ontology annotation, molecular function: hydrolase activity, acting on ester bonds.